UACAUAACUGCCUCCGCUCCUUUUUCUGCCGGUUCCUCUUUUCGUUCAAAGUGUCUACAAUUUUCAGUCAGUAAUCGGCGUUGAUUAUCGCUUUAACUUAAUUUGGACAUUCCCAUCGCUUAUAAGACGAGAGGCGACAUCAUCAUGUUAUAGAUGCCCCCCCUUUUCGCUCGCUCAUCAUCGAAUUAGUAGCGUAACACUGACUUGGGAGACGGCUUUUUCCAUCAUGGACGCACGUUCCAGAGGGAUUGUUGUCUUCGGAGGCGGAACUGCAACUAAUAGCCUCGUCGAUGUGUUUGAGAGUAUUAGAGAGAGCCGGAAUUGCUGGCUUAGCUACGUCAUACCUAUAAGCGACAAUGGAGGAAGCUCGUCGGAGCUGAUCCGUGUGUUCGGUGGUCCUGGUAUUGGCGAUAUCCGUAGUCGUCUUGUGCGUCUAAUCCCUGGGUCGGAAACAGACGCAGAGAGAGCAUCGCUUAAGGACCUGUUCAACUAUAGGCUCUCUUCUGAUCCAACGCAAGCGAGGUUGCAAUGGCUAGAUAUAGUAGAGGGACGAGCCGAGCUCUGGGUCAACAUCUCGAGCGAGAAGCGUGAGCUUAUUCGGUCCGUGUUCAACCUCGUCAACUUGGAGAUAGUCAAGAGGGCGCGGCCUAGUUCCGUGUUUAAUUUCUCCAAGGCUAGCAUUGGGAAUUUGUUUUUGACUGGAGGCCGCGUCUUCACCGGCUCCCUCGAAUCAGCCAUCUACCUCCUCUCCACAAUCUGCAGCAUCGCACCCACCGUAUCCGCCCUCCCCGCCAUCAACAGCAACUUCACGCAUCACAUCUCAGCAGGCCUAGCCGACGGCACCUACAUCACGGGGCAGAACUCUAUCUCGCACCCUUCAGCGCCCACCUCUCUACCCGACGACGAGCAGCUCCCGCAGCAGCAUCUACGUUGGGAGAUGGAUGAGCACGAUCGCAUUGAGGACGCCACGUUGCCCGGCUCGCUGCCGAGCCUGCGCAAGCAAUAUAUUAACUUUACCAAGGCUGAUGAGGAAGACUUGCCCGCGCGCAUCGAGAGGAUUUGGUAUAUUAACCCGUACGGGCAUGAGAUCUGGCCGCUUGCGAACCCCAAGGUAUUGGAUGCUGUGCGUCGCGCCGGUGCGGUAAUUUAUAGUAUUGGCAGUCUGUACACGUCUAUUGUGCCUAGUCUGGUGCUGCGCGGGGUGGGCGCCGUGCUUGCGGAUCCGGGAGUCCGGUAUAAGGUGCUGAUUCUGAAUUCAAGCGUAGAUCGGGAGACGGGGCCGAGUACGGAGCCGCUCACGGCCACUGGUUUCGUUAGGGCGAUUGCCCGGGCGGCUGCGCAGAGUCAGGGAGACUUGGCUGUUGAUGAUGAGAAAAGUAUGGGCAAAGGGGAGGUGAGUAGGUAUGUCACACAUUUGAUUUACCUCGAGGGCGAGGGCGUGCCCAAGGUCAACAAAGAAGAACUAGCUGCCCUAGGUAUAGACUGUAUCCGGGUCUACGGGAGGAGGGUAGACGGUAUGCUCAAGUAUGAUGAGGCGGGUUUGGCGAGAACACUCGAAGCUAUAAUAGGCAAACCUGAGAUGGCAAGGAGUCGUAGAAAUACCAGUGGCCAGUGAACACGUUUGUAAUUGCUUCUCUGCAUAUGGCACUAGAAUUAUAUAUCAUGUAUCAUAAUCAUAGCGAAUGCCUUCUU
Molecule: messenger RNA, 1692 nt
Organism: Daldinia vernicosa
Lineage: Eukaryota; Fungi; Ascomycota; Sordariomycetes; Xylariales; Hypoxylaceae
Product: UPF0052-domain-containing protein
Exons: 4
Coding region: 227-1615 (462 amino acids)
Molecular function (GO): LPPG:FO 2-phospho-L-lactate transferase activity
Source: RefSeq, a predicted model, not a curated record